Messenger RNA from Penicillium atrosanguineum, 1017 nucleotides. Its product is annotated as acylglycerol lipase. Gene Ontology annotation, molecular function: lipase activity. Lineage: Eukaryota; Fungi; Ascomycota; Eurotiomycetes; Eurotiales; Aspergillaceae. The transcript has 4 exons. Gene Ontology annotation, cellular component: membrane. The coding region runs from base 1 to 1017 and encodes 338 amino acids. The record is from RefSeq and is a predicted model, not a curated record.
AUGUCUACCGAAAGCACUUUUACUCUGCCUGAUGGGCAGCAGGUCUAUUCCAAAACAUGGAAGCCAGAUGGAGCUCUCCGAGCAGUCCUUGUCCUUAUCCAUGGAUUCAGUGAUCACUGCAAUACCUAUUACGACCUCUUCCCAAGCUUGGCCUCGUCCGGUAUCGAGGUGAGAGCCUUUGAUCAGCGUGGUUGGGGCCGCACGGUCAAAACCAAAAAAGACCGCGGCAACACCGGCGACACCGCACAAGUGCUCUCAGACAUGCACUCUUUCAUCACCAGCACCGCAGCCUACGCCCAAGACACCAAAAUUCCCCUCUUUCUAGUAGGCCACAGCAUGGGCGGCGGCCAAGCACUCACCUACAUCCUCCACCCGGAGUCACCCUACCACAGCGCCACCAAGCCCACUCUAGCCGGCGUGCUCAUCUGGUCUCCGCUCAUUACCCUGGAUCCAUCCUCCCAGCCGGGGAAAAUUACAAUCAUAGCAGGUAGAAUAGCAGCCCGCGUCAUGCCGCGACUGCAGCGGUACUCGCCGCUUGAUCCGGGGCUGAUCUCGCGGAAUGAGAGUGUGACUAAGAAUUACGAGGCGGACGAGCUUUGUCAUGAUACUGGGACUUUGCAGGGAUUGAAAGGGAUGUUGGAUCGGGGGUUGUGGUUGGAGGAGGCUGGAGUUGAGUUUUAUGAGAAAGCUGGAUAUGUGCCGUUAUGGAUUGGACAUGGGGUGGAGGAUAAGAUUACUAGUUUUGAGGCGACGAAGGCAUUGGUGACGAGGCUUGGGGGGAAGGGGGAUGUUACGUUUGUUGAGUAUGAGGGUGCAUAUCAUACUCUGCAUGCUGAGCUGCCGGAGACGACGGCGAAGUUUACGAGGGAUGUUUCGGAUUGGUUGUUGGCGAGGUGUCCUGCUCCGGUUUCGAGUGAAGCUGUUUCUGGCUUGGGAGAGAGCAAUGUGAAGUCGGAACAGAAGGUUGCAGCCGACCCGAGCAAGACUGACAGCGAGGUAAGCAAGGCGAAGCUGUGA